AUGACUCAUCCACUGAAUCUGGACUCUGACUCUCAGCCUCUGGACUACACAGGACUAAAGGGGCUUCAGUUCAAUGACCAAGGGAUGCUUCUUCCACACAGCAUCCUGGGUAGCUUGGAGGAUUUCAGAAGUUAUCUGGAGGCCAUAGGGGAGACAGAAUUGGUGAAGCGAAUACCCAAGUCCCCAAGAGAUCCCUCAUCUAGGGCCACAGGGAAGCAGCACUCAGAAGCUGUGAAAAAGGGGAUUCCUUCAGGCCAAGUAUGUCAAGACUUGCUCGACAGGUCAGCCUCAAGCUUGCUGAUAAACCAAGCCAGAGAAACUCAGGAGCAGCGAGAAUUUCUAAGCCAAGUCAUGCCACUGAUCCACUCUGGAUAUGGCAUCAGUGGACUGGAGGCGAUUGGCUCUGGAAAGCCAUUCAGUGUUGGCACAGAGUGUCGUAGUCCUCUGCCGGAGAAGGAAGAUGAGGAGAGGGACCACAGAGAGAUGAAGAAGAAGGACCUUGGCCCACCGUCACAGAAUGAUGAUGGUCAGGGAGAUGUUGUCAUUCCGUCCUUGAGGUUCUGUGGUCAGCUUGCUAGCUGGACUGGAAACUCUACGAAGAACCAGGGAGUAGUAGGAAUCAAUGCCAGAAAAUUCUUUGAGACUCUGAUUGGAGAAAUAGCCUUAUCCAGCCUGGAGCUACACAAUGAGGGCGGCACAGUCAUCUUCUACAGCUGGCAGGAGCUUCGUGUUCCACGCUUCUUCCCUCAACUGUGUUCGAGGAAAAAAAAGCCACACUUCUACUUCAAUUCCUCCUCCGGUGUGAUCCGCCCCGGUGAAACCCAGCAGUUGGAGCUUGUAUUUAAGUCAGAUGAGCCAGGUAUCCAAACUGAAGUUUGGCAGCUCAACACCCAUCCUGUGCUGCUGCAAGGAGCCUCCAUGCAGGUCAGGCUGACAGGAGUUGCUCUGUACCCGGACAAAACAGCCGACCAGAGGCUUUACGUAGAGACCAAGCUGGAAAAGAGAGUGACGGAAAAAAUGUGUCGAUCGAUCGUGUAUGAGAUGGUCCAGGGCGUGCGCACCCCAGAAAGACCCAGCUCCCCCGCAGAGCUCUACAUGACUAAAGAGCAACAGUUUCUGAGCAAAAACCCCAAGUUGCAGUAUCUUGAUCAGCCAGUGGAGGACCUAAGGAGACUGUGGCAAGAAGCGACUCAAGGACGCACCUGGGACUACUCUGUCGACUCGCUCCGACAGGUUCUGUUGUCGCUGCCCGAUGAUGAACCAGCUCAAGUCUCCCUCACCAGAGAAGAGAGGCUGGUCCUGCUCAACGCUCUAUUGCUGCAGCUUUCUGAACCUUCUGAUCCGAAACACCACAGUCUAUCAGCUGCCACUAUAGGGAAUCAGCUGUGGAGCAUACUGCUGGACAGGAUGAGUGAUGAGGCCCAGCGGCUCAGAAGCCUGCUGGGCCUCCCAGAAAAAGAAACGUGGAUCGAUGAAAAGGAUGAAUCCAUAAUAUCUGACGCUGAUUUGGCUGACAGCGAAAACGUAGAGAAAAAGGGAAGCGCAGCGGCUCAAGUGGAGAGGAGCAGGGCGAGAUCCACGCCUAAAGAUAACAACAAAAGACAGGACAAGCCACCAGCGCAAACUGAAAAAUCAGCCAAGGUUUAUGUUCUGAUGGAGGACCUAGUGGACAACCUGUGUGACCUGAUGGAUGAGCUCCCGGUGGGACACCAAUGA
Molecule: messenger RNA, 1716 nt
Organism: Stegastes partitus (bicolor damselfish)
Lineage: Eukaryota; Metazoa; Chordata; Actinopteri; Pomacentridae
Gene: mycbpap
Product: mycbp associated protein
Exons: 14
Coding region: 1-1716 (571 amino acids)
Source: RefSeq, a predicted model, not a curated record